This is a messenger RNA of Knipowitschia caucasica, 354 nucleotides long. The record is from the annotation of a GenBank genome assembly. Lineage: Eukaryota; Metazoa; Chordata; Actinopteri; Gobiiformes; Gobiidae.
AUGGCAGAGGGAGUGAUGAAUGAACGGGCGUUCAGCGAUGGACGCGGGGAGCAGAGGAACGCCACUGACCCCCACCGACACCCCCAAAACAUGUGGGUCUCCUUCUUCCCCAAUGCGGAUGAGGAGAAGGUGGAGAAGAGAGAGAAAAAAACAACAAAAACAACCCAGCGAGUGGAAGGAGAGCCUGCCACGCGGUGUGAAGCUCAAGUCAAGGCUUUUGUCCAGCCGGCUCCGGGAGAAAAAGUAGUAAAUCCCGACCAGUGGAGGACCAGAAGACCGGAGGGGGGGGACGUCCAAGCCCACGGAGCUCCCCUGGUCAAGGAGGAGGUGGGACGGGAAGAGCAGGAACAAUAG